UUGCCAUUUACAACAACAUGGAUGGACUUUGAGGGCAUUAUGCUAUGUGAAAUAAGUCAAGCAGAGAAAGACAAAUACCAUAUGAUCUCAUUUACAUAUGGAAUAUUUUUAAAAAUACAAGCAAGUUCAUAGACACAGAGAACAGACUGGUAGUUGCCAGAGGUGGGGGUGGGCAAAAUAGGUGAAGGGGGUCAGAAUGUACAAACUUAUUUAUGGCUAUAAAAUAAAUAAGUCCUGGGGAUGUCAUGUACAGCAUGGUGACUAUGGUUAAUAAUACUGCUUUGUAUAUUUGAAAGUUGCUACGAGAGUAGACCUUAAAAGUUGUCAUCACAAGAAAAAAAACAUUGCAACUGUGAAUAGAAUGUUAGCUAGAUGGAUGGUAUUGUGGUAAUCCUUUCACAGUAUAAACUAACAUCGAAUCAUUAUGUUGUAUGCCUGAAACUCAUGUAAUAUGUCAAUUACACCUUAAUUAAAAAUAAAGAAAAAGUAAAUAUUCUAGGUAUGAGCAAAGGCUGAAAAGCACGAAAGAGCAGGACAUAAGAGGGAAUGGAAAGUGUGUGGAUUGAGGUGAUGUUGGGGGAGGCUUGCGGAAAAGGGGAAGCUUGGCAGGAGAUGAGGCUGAAGACGUGAACAGGAGCCUCCUGAUAAAGGGCCUUGAAGCCGUAGUAAGUCAUCUGAGUUGGAUCUGGAGGACAGUCGGGAACCACUGAAGGCCUUUAAGCAUCUCAAGACUUAAACAUGGGAUGAUUUAAAGACCUUCACAGGCCCUUAACAUUUUUACUACUGGAGGUUCCACCCCACAUCACAUCAAACAUCAUAAAAUAAAUACACAUUUCAACUAUUUUUAAUUAAAAAAUUGAGAGUAGUUUUUAAACUCUUAUUUGGAAUUAUUAUCAAUUGAUUGUUUUCAAUUUUCACAGAUUUGUAUUUCUAUUUGAAGCCAAUGAAAUUUUGGUAGGGGGAAUGGAGGUGACAGGCCCUUAUAGGGCUCACAGACUCCAUGCUCUUGUGUCAUGGUAUCUAAUGAAAACCAAACGGUGACAUGAUCAGAUUUAUGAUUUAGUAAGAACACACUUAAGAAAAUAGAGUGGAAAGUGUUGUUCAGUAUAGGAUUUCAGUUUUACAAGAUGUAAAAGAUCGCAUAACAAUGUGCAUAGUUAGUACUACUGUACUGUAUGCUUAAAAAUGCUUCAGAUGGUAGUUCUGUUAUUGGCUUUCUUUAAAACCACAAUAAAAGGAUGAUAGAGUAGAGACUGGAUAGGGAAGAUCAGUCCUGGGUUGCCAGUUAGGAGGCGGCUGCUAUAAUAUAUCUGGCAGAUGGUCAAGGCUUGAACUAAAGGAAAGAGAGUGAAUAGAUUGAGAGAAUUAUAAUACUUAAGUUUGGAGGAAUCAACAGGAACUGGAUGCUGAAUUUGAAAGAUGAGGCAAAGGGAUGCGGCAAGGAUGGUGCAUCACCUUGGGCAACUAGGUUAUGCCUACUGUCAGGCUGGGCACCCAGGGGAAGUAGUGGCCAAUGGGAAGGAAGAGAGGAGCUUUGGGUUUAAGGCACAAGUGGAAUCUUUAAGGGGAGGUGUCCAAGAAGCAUCUGGACACCCUGAUCUGGAGCUCAGGAGACAAAUGCAUCGUGGAUUUCUGUUGGGAGCUACCAACAUGAGGAAGAAUUGGAAAUGUGAAAGGAUGAGGCUGAUUUAAAUGAGAGGAGAGCCUCCAUCAAAGCCCCAGGGACCUACAAUCCACGGAAGGCCACGGGAAAAGCAACCAUAAGCGUUCUGAGAGGGAGUCUCCAGGAGGUGGGCCUGAGCAGGAAGUGAACCAAGGGACGAGGUAGCCCAAGGGGGUCCAAGGCAGGAGGUGGGCCGAGGCAAACCAACAAUAGCCCGAUCUCGUCUUACAAAAUUCAAAAUGACUGGGCAGAGAGGUUAAGCGACUACCUCGAGGCCACCCAGCGGGAGGGCCAGACAGGCCUUCUCACUCGGGGCUCGGUUCUCCUCCCCUUGCUCUCCCCACCCUGACCCGCAGAGGAGCCCAGGGAAGACGCACCCCUGCCCUGUCUCAGCAGGCCUGCGGGGCAUGUCCCUCAUCCCCUGGCUCCGGUGGAACGAGGCCCCGCCACGCCUGUCGUCCCGCAGCCCAGCUGAGAUGGUGCUGGAGACGCUCAUGAUGGAGCUGGCGGGGCAGAUGCGGGCGGCUGAGCGGCAGCAGUGGCAGCGCGGCCACGCCGUCAGGAAGGUCUGCACCGGGGUGGACUACAGCUGGCUGGCCAGCGCGCCCCGGCCCACCUACGACCUCAGCCCGGGCGAGCGGCUGCAACUGGAGGCCGUCUGUGCCAAGAUCCGCCCUUCCUACUGCGGGCCGGCCAUCCUCAGGUUCCGGCAGCUGGUGGCGGAGCACGAGCCCGAGGCGCGGGAGGUGUCCCGGCUCUUCCGCUCGGUGCUGCAGGAAGUCCUGGAGAGGAUGAAGCAGGAGGAGGAGGCCCACAAGCUGACGCGGCAGUGGAGCCUGCGGCCCCGCGGCGGCCUGGCGCUCGCCACCUUCAAGACCCGCGCGCGCAUCGCCCCCUUCGCCAGCGACAUACGGACCAUCUCAGAGGACGUGGAGCGGGACACGCCGCCGCCUCCCCGGACCUGGAGCAUGCCCGAGUUCCUGGUGCCCAAAGAGGACUGA
Manis pentadactyla (Chinese pangolin) is the source of this 2664-nucleotide messenger RNA. RefSeq names its product RD3 regulator of GUCY2D (gene RD3). The coding region runs from base 2071 to 2664 and encodes 197 amino acids. The transcript has 2 exons. The record is from RefSeq and is a predicted model, not a curated record. Lineage: Eukaryota; Metazoa; Chordata; Mammalia; Pholidota; Manidae.